GCACCGGAAGCGGAAGCGGGAGAGAGAGAGAGACCCGCCUCUUCCGGCAGCCGGCGAGGAAAGCGGGAGGAUGCGGGACGAGGAAGGCGAGCGAGACGGGGGCGGCGGAGGCCCCUUCCGCUUCCGCCCGGCCAGGCUCCGCUUCCCCGCGCAGCACCCCUUCUUCGAGGCAGGCGGGCGGGCCGGGGGGGGGGGAGAGGGGAGCCGGGGGGGGCCUCCCGGAAGUGGCGUCACCCGGGUCUUUCUUCCUUCCUCUUAGGACGGCGACGUCCAGCGGCAUCUCCGCCUCCAGGAUGCGCAGCCCAGCGCCCCCCCCGGAGGGGCCUGCCGGUGAGCGGCGCCCCUCUCCCCUCCCUGCGGGCGGGUCUGGGUGGCCUUUGGGUGCCCCUUGCGACCCCCCUCCCCGCUGUGUCUCCCGCAGGCCCCCCGCCGCCGCCGCCUUCUCGUGCCCGGCCGCGGGCUGCGCGCAGGACUUCGACUCCCUGGCCAGCUGCGAGCACCACUACGGCCUCCUGCACCGCAGCGCCUGCUCGGCCUGCCAGCGCGCCUUCCCCUCGCCGCACCUGCUGCACCUGCACCUGCUCGAGUGGCACGACGCCCUCUUCGGGGUCCUGGCGGAGAAGCGCAGCCUGGUGAGAGCCCGAGGCCCCUGGAAGGCAGGGCAGCCCCGGCGCCCACGUCCUCCCGCCUGCUCCAUGAAGACCAUUGCACCAGUAGCCAGCUGCUUCUUCAUGAUAAUCAUUUUAUGAUUUGUAUCUUGUCCGCCUGACUGUAUUGGCCCAGCCACUCUGGGCGGCUUCCAACAAAUUAUAAAAACGCAAUAAGACAUCAGAGAUUUUUUUUUUUAAAACCCAUCUCUGCUUGAGUGGUUGGGACCCCAAAUGCUGACCAGCCCCCUCUUGCCCCCUUUUCUAGUACCAAUGCCUGGUUGAGAGCUGUCCGGAGAAGUUCAAGAACAGCAAAGAGCGCAAGGAGCACUUGGUCCGAGUUCACUGCUACCCAUCGGACUUCCGCUUUGAUAAACCUGUGAAGGCAAAGAGGUAAGUACUUAGGUGUGGGUAAGGGGGGGGGGAGGCAGACAUGCUCACUGUUCAGCAGACUGGCUUCGGACAUGGAGCGGGGGGCGGAGCAGACAAAUCUUCUAGACAAAUCUAGUACUGUUUGGCUUUCUUUGGAAUCCUGCCCUUUUCGCCCAGGAGCCAAGGUAGGUGAGGCUGAGAGGAAGUGCCUGACCCCAAAGCCACUUGGUGAGCCUCAUGGGUGGGGAGAGAUUUAGAUCCUCUUCUUAAAAGUCUUUGCCUGCCACUGUGACUGCUGCACCACCCAGGCUCCUGCCUGCAUGUUGCAGGAAGAAAAGCAAGGCUGGGGGGAGAAGAAGCUGACAGGGGAGAAGGGCCUGGACUCACAGACAGCCUCCAUGUGGUGAGAGAAACUGGGGUGGUGGCAGCAGCAAGGUCCUCAUGCCUUUUCAUAAAGUUUGCAAGGGUUUUGCUCUGGGGCUGUGUUUUUGCGCCAGCACAAAGGCAGCGAGAUCUCCCUCCAGAGAGAGCACCUUCCCGAUGGAUGUGUGGGAGGGAGAAGACUGCAGGGAGCCGGCAGCGGACGAUGCCAUGGAAGUCGGCCCCAGCGAGAGCACAGAGGAGAAGCCGCCCCAGCCUGGGGCAGAGGACACGCCAGCCUUUCCGCCAUCUGAGAGGCGGCUCUACAGCUCCAGGUAGGAGCCUCUCCUGGAGCGGCUGUCCUCGUCUUAGCAUCCGCUUGUUCUUUGUGUGUGGAGAACGAUGUCAACGCUUGCUUCUUCUGUCAGCCACAAACUAAAAAGGGUCACAAAACCUCCAAGAGAAAAUAGGUAUCUCAUCUUAAAAUCCUGCCCCAAAUCUUUUAGAAUGGCUGGAAGCUGCAUGAAUGGCAUUGUGUGAGUGAAACUCAGGGCAAUUUGGCACUACUAACUAAUAUUGUUGUUUAUAUUAAAAUUAUAUCCCCUUUCCUCCUGAAGAAGCACAGGGUAGUAACGUCUUGAAAUGUGUAAGUCUGGCCUCUGGAAUAAGUCAGGAAGAGCUGUUUUGCUUUUGGAAUAUUGUUUGCAUGUAUAUAUGUUUGCAUAGCUUACUUACUGAACUGGUGGCUGAGUAAUUUUUUUACUAAUCAAAUGACAACGCUGCAUGCACUUGUGGUAACAUGAGCUCAAUAUGGAGGUACCAGAAAUGAGUUAAAAUAAGGAACUACACCCGUUGUUGAGCCUGAGUGGCUGAGCAACAGGAAAGCGUAACAAAUUUCUAUAGAUUUCUGGGCCUUCUGUAGUCACACAAGUUAUCUUAAACGGCAGCGCUCGCGUAUGGCAUUUGGAAACCUGAGAGGCCUCAGCCAAGCCUCUGAUCCACCCGGAGUCCUUUUUACUGCUGGCCAUGAGGGCACUGAAAGCUCUCUUGCUGUUCCUUCUCUUCCAGUGUCCCACACACUGUUUGCUUUGGACAAGGGGCAAAGCGCAGCUUCCAAGGCAGAAAAAAGAAGGCCUGAGGGACCAAAGAGGAACUUCAGGAAGUGGCAGAGUGAAGAAAGACUUUUGCAAAGCCCAGGCGGCCUUUCCUCGGGCGGAGGAGCUGGUUUUGACCCUUCAGCAGAGGCAAAGUGGGCUCUGGUGCAGGGAGGUGCGCCUGCCCUACCUGGCAGAGACAGUGAACUGGGUCCUUCUCCAACUGGGAGCUGCUCCUGCAGGCCAGGAGUCACCAGGACCAGAGUUGCGUGCAGAGGGUGAAAAUCGUUUCUGUAUUUUUGAAAAUAAAAUGCUUGGUGUUUACAGAAUCCUG
Podarcis lilfordi (Lilford's wall lizard) is the source of this 2807-nucleotide messenger RNA. The record is from the annotation of a GenBank genome assembly. Lineage: Eukaryota; Metazoa; Chordata; Lepidosauria; Squamata; Lacertidae.